This is a messenger RNA of Quercus lobata, 588 nucleotides long. RefSeq lists its product as uncharacterized. Gene Ontology annotation, molecular function: catalytic activity. The coding region runs from base 1 to 588 and encodes 195 amino acids. The transcript has a single exon. The record is from RefSeq and is a predicted model, not a curated record. NCBI's taxonomy places the organism in Eukaryota, Viridiplantae, Streptophyta, Magnoliopsida, Fagales, Fagaceae.
AUGAAUAUUAUUGCAUGGAAUUGUAGGGGGGCUUCAAAACCCUCUUUUCAGAACCAUGUGAGGGAGGUGGUGAACACUCAUGAUCCAGCCAUUAUGAUCAUUAUGGAGACUCACAUUGGUGGUGCUCGUGCUAGGGACAUCACUGAUAAGUUACCUUUUGAUGGGGCCAUUCAUAUGGAUACUCUUGGGUUUGCUGGCGGGCUUUGGCUUCUUUGGAAUUCAGAUAGAGUCCAGGUUCAUCAGCUGGCCAUGUUAGAGCAAGAAAUCCAUGUUUUGGUUAAGGUACUCCCUUCAAACUUUGAAUUUAUUUGUAUUGCUGUCUAUGCUAGUUCUAGAUUUCAAGAGAGAUGUGUCCUUUGGAAUAAUUUAAAAAGUGCUGCGAAUCUUCAUGAUAAACCUUGGAUUAUUGCUGGGGAUUUUAAUGAGGUUCUUGUGGAAGGGGAUAAAUUUGGGGGAAGAAGCAUUAGCUCUAAUAAGUCCCUUCUCUUCAAAGAAUGCCUCGACCACUGUUCUAUGGUUGAUAUGGGAUUUGUUGGGCCUUGUUUCACUUGGACCAAUAGAAGGCAUAUUUGUGAUCUCAUUCAAUAA